Molecule: messenger RNA, 1464 nt
Organism: Lasiodiplodia theobromae
Lineage: Eukaryota; Fungi; Ascomycota; Dothideomycetes; Botryosphaeriales; Botryosphaeriaceae
Product: Histidine acid phosphatase
Exons: 2
Coding region: 1-1464 (487 amino acids)
Biological process (GO): dephosphorylation
Molecular function (GO): phosphatase activity
Source: RefSeq, a predicted model, not a curated record
AUGUCAUUGAACAGCUCCGUUUCUGGAUGGCAUCCCCCCAACUCAACAUGGAUCACGCACCUAGACGACGUCAUCAACGGGACCGGUGUGCACGGCUUUAUCUUCAACGGCUCGCAGCUCCCAGACGGUGUGCCGUACGGCACAUACAACUGGUGCAACAUGCCACACGUCCGGACAUCCGAGUAUCCCAGGGUUUCGAGUGAUGAGUACCAGCUUGAAUAUGUGGAGGUGAUACAUCGCCACCACAAACGGACACCCUACGCCUCGAACACUUUCCCCGUCGAAUCCUACUCGUGGGACUGCUUCGACUCCGGUCUCUUCUACUCUGGCGCACCACUCAACCCCUCGGGCAACGACUCCGCCCGCACUUACUGGAGUGUCUACACCAGUCCCUCCAAUCCCUUUUCCCCCAGUGGCUUCAAUGGAACCUGCCAGUUCCCACAGCUCACACGGGGUGGACUAGACGACUCAUGGCAGCACGGCCGCGACCUCUGGGGCGUGUAUCACGAGUUGCUCGCAUUCCUGCCGUCCGACGACCCGCUCUCCGUCAUGGAGUUCCGCGUCACGAACAACGUCAUUACUUCCCAAGUCGCGUCCAUGCUCAUCGCCGGCAUGCUCUCCCCCUCCUCGUACUCCCCGCAAAACCCCCUAUCGGACUCCACCCCCAUCCCCCUCAAGAUCCAACCCUCCUCAAUCGACUCCCUGGAGCCCUCCUACACCUGCCCCGCCGCAUCCGCCCUGCUCUCCCUCUACGGCCCGGGCAGCACCGCCUCUUCCUGGCAGCAGCACCUCACCGCUUCCCGCGCGCUCGUCGCCGAGCUGGACGCCAUAUCCGGCGUCGCGAGCACCGACAAGGGCUGGCACAAAUCGUGGGACCACUACUUCGACAACCUCUCCGCGCGGCUCUGCCACGCGAAGCCUCUGCCGUGCAACAGCACGACUGGAGAAGAGAAAUGCGUCACUCAAGCCCAAGCCGCCACCGUCUUCCGCCUCGGCCAGUACGAGUACUCGCGUCUCUGGCGCGCGGCGCCCGAAUCCCUCGCCGUGGCGACCGCUGGGUACGGCGUCUGGGUUGCGGAGGUGGCCGAGAAUAUCCGGACUGCCGUUGCUGUUGCUGGCGCUGCUGCUGAAGAAGAAGAAGCUGAAGGGAAGACGAGGGUUAGGUAUAGGCACAACGUCGCGCACGAUGGGAGCGUGUCGCGGCUGCUGGCGGUGCUGCAGGUCGAUGUGAUGGUCUGGCCGGGGAUGGGGUCGGAGAUCGUGUUUGAGGUAUACACUAAGAAAAAGGAAGUGGAAGAAAAGAAAGGAUACGUCAGGGUGUUGUGGGGCGGCCAGGUGCUACGGAGCUCGCACCCGGACCUGGGCGCGCUGGAUAUGCUGGAUGCGGAGGUGCUGCUGGCGUACCUAGAUGGCCUCGUGGGGAAGGGCGCGAGUAAAGUGCCUGGGUUAUGCGGGUUGGAGUAA